Nomia melanderi (Alkali bee) is the source of this 949-nucleotide messenger RNA. RefSeq names its product peptidyl-prolyl cis-trans isomerase-like 3. Gene Ontology annotation, cellular component: catalytic step 2 spliceosome. Gene Ontology annotation, biological process: protein folding; protein peptidyl-prolyl isomerization. Gene Ontology annotation, molecular function: peptidyl-prolyl cis-trans isomerase activity. Lineage: Eukaryota; Metazoa; Arthropoda; Insecta; Hymenoptera; Halictidae. The record is from RefSeq and is a predicted model, not a curated record.
GAUUUCGUUGGUACUUGUAUACGAUUUAAAAUGGCCGACUAUAUGUGCAUAUAUAAUUGUACUCGGUUUUUUCAUCGAUCUCGUAGAUGGUGUGCUGCGAGGAAUGUGAAUUUUUAUUCGUAACAAGUAAUAAAAUUCUUUCGAUCUGAACGAAUUAACAAAUAAUCUAAUGAGAAAUGAGCGUAACACUACACACCGAUGUCGGUGAUAUAAAGAUAGAAUUAUUUUGUGAAUUGUGUCCAAAAACAUGCGAGAAUUUCCUUGCUUUGUGCGCCAGUGAUUACUACAAUAACUGUUUAUUUCACCGGAACAUAAAAGGAUUUAUCGUUCAAACUGGGGAUCCUACGCAAACUGGUAAAGGUGGGACUUCGAUAUGGAAUCGUAAAUUCGAAGACGAGUUCAAGGAAGAAUUGAAACAUAACGCGAGGGGUCUUGUGUCUAUGGCAAACAAUGGACCAAAUACAAAUGGAAGUCAAUUUUUCAUCACGUACGGACCACAACCACAUUUAGAUUUGAAGUAUUCUUUAUUCGGAAAGGUAAUAGAUGGGAUAGAAACAUUAGAACAACUGGAAAAAUUACCAGUAAACCCAAAAAAUUACAAACCCCUUACGGAAACCAGAAUAAACAAUAUUACUAUACACGCUAAUCCUUUGGCAGGUUAGAUGUACAUUAAUUGUUAAGUUGCGAACAAAGAUUAUUUAAAUGUUUCAGAGUUACAGACUUUCUUUACCGUCGUAUAUUCCCUUUAACCUUUUGUUCAGAGGAUCGAAUGGACUUUUUAUAUAAACAUGAGCUUUAUGGCGUUUUCCCAUUACUUCGAUUUCAUAAUGUCCAGUUUUUAGAAACUGAUCCGAUACACAUUCUCCGUUCGGAUGUUUAAUAUAUCUAUUUAAACAAAGAGUAAAUAUUGAAUUAUUCUGUUUGGUAAUAGAAGAAAGUAAUCGCAUUA